AGAGAGAAAAGGGACAGGGAAGGAGUAUUCAGAAGGUGUCAAGUGGUAUCGACAAUAGAGAAAGUUUUAUUUCUUCUAUAUAUAUAAAAGAAUGUUUGUCUGUUCUCUAUAUAUUUUACCUCUGUAAUAACUAGCGUCAACAACGUUUCGAUAUCAUACCCGUUGGUCCAGAGCAAUGUUAAGACAGGGUCGGUGACAGCGGCAGGGGUGGGAUGAGGAGUUAGGACGAAAUUCUACACAGGUUAUGAGAUACUGCAAUUUUCACCAAGCUUUCAAAAAUUUUAUAGUAUUUGCUACGAUUGUUACAAUAUCCACAUCUUACUGUUACUUUUUGCAUGGGGUGUUGGUAUGAGGUAUGGUAAUGGGCAUGAGUAAAGAGAAAGGCACUCACACUCUUACACUAUUUGCUGAAUUAUCGGAUUUAAGGAUAGAUGUAAGUGUAUGCACGGCGAGACGUGUAGUGGUAAUAAAUGGAAAGUUCUCAAGCAUAUCCUCUAUAUUUUCUGUCGUUUUCUGACAUGGUAAGUUUUCAGUAUGGAGGCUUCCCGAGCAACGUCGGGUAUUACCGCUAGUCUUCUUUAAUAUAGAACGUCUUGAAGAAACAUAGUAAAUUAUUCAACUUCACUUAUCACAUUUUAUUAUUUUAUUUAAAUGAAUCUAUUUAAUCUUCUAGGACUGUUUCAUUCACUUUGUACUUUUGAAAGAUCAAUAAAAUCCAAUUAACAGAAUGAGUCCAUAAUUAAUCAUCAUGUACUAUGCUUAUAAAACAUAUUCGAUUGCUUUAUGUGUAAACUUUAUUAUUUUAUUGUUUAACUUAUACUCUACGUUCUCUUAAAUCAUUAAAAACACUAAAUGAAUCCUUCCACAAUAAACCUUUAGAUACUUUAUGAAAAAAAAAUUCUCAAACUUAGGGAUAGUAGAACUCAUAUAUUUGGUGAUAGCACUCAGUUCCUCCUGGCACUACUUUGGUUAUGACACUAAUUGCUCUAUGUGUUUCUAAAACCAAAAAAAGAUAGAAAAUUAAGCAAAGUUUUAUUGAAACCAUCGAUCAAAUUCAUAAUGUUUUCAAAAUCUUUCUAGUCAAAAAAUGAAAUGAUUAGAAGAAAAUGAUAAGAAUGAAAGUCUCGUUUACAAGAUAUUUUUUCCUCUAUCAAAUUAAAUAAACAACAGAAUAGAUCAUGAAAGAAUAACUUCUUGUCUCAAACAUCUACUUUGAAUACUCUCAUGAUUUUUUGAAAUUAUACAUAAGAAAGCUUCUAUGUAAUUCAAUUGCUUUAUUAAAAUAAUAAUUCGAUGAUAAAAAUUGAUUGUUUGAAUAAAACAUGAAAUCAUUGUUUAAAAAAGAAAGAUAAGUAAAAGAAAAAAAAAGAUCUCUUAAAACGAGUUUUUCUGUUCAAUAAAGAAAAAAGAAAGCGAUUUUUAAUUUGAACUCUCGUAUAUUUUUAUGAAUUCAUAUUGUCUCAUUAUCUUUUUCUUUAUUUAAGUUCGACCAGAUUAUGUAGAAAAAUUCUAUGACUUUUUACCUUCUCGACGGCCGAAAUAUUUACAAACAUCCGAAUCGAUUGCUCAACAUGCCGCCGUCUUUGAGCAGGAUCUUUGUCAAUUGGUCGAAAAAUUAAAAGAAUUUGUCUUUCUUGAUAUUCAUGGUGAAAUUGAUUAUAAAAAAGUUGAAGCUUAUCGAUCAAUGGUUCAAGUUCGCUUUCCUCAUAGUCGAAUAGAUGUUGAAACAUCAAGAUUUCGUCUUUGGCUUUAA
This is a messenger RNA of Rotaria sp. Silwood2, 1753 nucleotides long. Lineage: Eukaryota; Metazoa; Rotifera; Eurotatoria; Philodinida; Philodinidae. The record is from the annotation of a GenBank genome assembly.